Molecule: messenger RNA, 516 nt
Organism: Naumovozyma castellii
Lineage: Eukaryota; Fungi; Ascomycota; Saccharomycetes; Saccharomycetales; Saccharomycetaceae
Exons: 1
Coding region: 1-516 (171 amino acids)
Source: RefSeq, a predicted model, not a curated record
AUGUCUGACACUUUAAUUGACACUUUAAAUGACCCUUUUUGUCACAAUUCUUUCGUUCUCUUGAAAAUAUACCACUCAGUUCAAAGAAACCAAUACACUCAAAACCAAUUAACAAACCCCAAGAUGAAAUUUAAUUUUUACUUACGCUUUCUCUUUACAUUCCUAUUUGUUAUAACUUUGAUCGGUUGUCAGGAACCGAUUGAAGAUUCACAAAUCCAGGCAAGCAUGGAGUGGAUGGAGAACCUUUUGAACAAGCACAACCAAACCAUUGAGGCUCUUGCUGAGAAGGGAUUAUUAAGCACAUUGGGAAGCAAAGAACUCAAUUCGAACCCCAUUUUACUUUCCCCAAAACAAAAAGUUAUCUUUUCUGUCGUCAAUAGAAGUACAAUGAAACUAGCAAGGGAAAUCAUAAUGGGAAAGGAGGGAAAUCAGGUCAGUGAAGAAGAACUAAAAUUGUGGUUGCCGGAUUUAGAGGAACCUACAAUCAUGAUGAUACCCAAGGUGGGAAAACUUUAG